Pogona vitticeps (central bearded dragon) is the source of this 16757-nucleotide messenger RNA. NCBI's taxonomy places the organism in Eukaryota, Metazoa, Chordata, Lepidosauria, Squamata, Agamidae. The record is from RefSeq and is a predicted model, not a curated record.
AUGGGCUUUCAGUCCAAGCUUGGGGUAAGAACUGGACGGGCACCAGGCACUAGCGGACAGCUCCCUCCGGGCAGGGCUCCAGCCACCGCACCGGGCCCCGCGCAGCCGCACGGACCCUCCGCCAGCACACCAAGAAGACCAGAUCAAUCGGACCCCUCUUUUGGGCAGAGAGCAGCUUCUCCAUCUCCGAAACAGCCUGCUCAGACCAGUGAAAGCACAAAAGAGAUAAGGAGCCAUGGACAGACCCCACAACAGGCUGAUGGGCCGAGGAGGACUCUCCAAGUGGACAGCAGGGACCAGAGAUCAGGACACUCACCCUCUGUGUCACCUGAUCGAGGCAGUACCCCUACCUCACCUUAUUCUGUCCCUCAGAUUGCACCCCUUCCCAGCAGCACUCUCUGUCCCAUAUGCAAGACAACAGAACUCACUUCCCUCCCUAGCCAGCCAAAUUUUAACACCUGUACGCAGUGUCACAACAAGGUCUGCAACCAGUGUGGAUUCAACCCCAAUCCUCACCUGACUGAGGUGAAAGAAUGGUUAUGUCUAAAUUGUCAGAUGCAGAGGGCAUUGGGGAUGGACAUGACAACAGCACCCCGCUCCAAAAGCCAGCAGCAGCUACACUCCCCUUCACUUUCCCCUUCUCAUUCCCCAGCCAAACAGCCACAACCACAGCCCCAAGGAUCAGAGAAACAACCAGGAACUAUGCAGCCAAGCCCCAGGUCACAUGCUGGUGUCAUGCAGCCAGAAAGCUCCAAACCACCCCCAGUUUCAACGCAGAGGGAACAACACAGCCAAGUCCAGCCAAAACCUGCUGCUCCUCCUCAGGAAGGGGUGAGGUCUUCCCCUCAGCAUCAACAAGCAAAGCCUUCGUCCACUGAUCAGAGAAAGACUGUGGGAGACUCCCCAGCUAAGACUGCAGCCCCUCCGCCCAGCACUGGGGUCCAGGAGCAACCCCAAGAAGGCCUCACUGGGAAGCUUUUUGGCUUUGGAGCUUCUCUCUUGACCCAGGCAAGCACACUUAUGUCUGUCCAACCAGAGGCCACCCCACAGAGUCAGCAGUCCCCUGGCAAAGUGCCUCCAAAAAUUGUCUUCAGUGAUGCCAGCAAAGAUGCUGGUCUUAAAGCCCCAGGCACGGUACCUGGAAUGCAGGGUAAAGCUGGAACUGUCCCAGCUGCAAAGCAAGUGAAAGUGGAACAAGUAAUCAAGCCAAAGGAAGUGCCGAAAGAAAGGGUCUUGUGCCCCCUCUGCAAAGCGCAACUCAACGUUGGUUCUGGAGAACCCUCCAAUUAUAAUACCUGUACAACCUGUAAGCAGCAGGUCUGCAACAUGUGUGGAUUCAAUCCAACACCUCAUCUAGUGGAGAAAAAUGAAUGGCUGUGUCUGAACUGCCAAACUCAGAGGCUGCUAGAAGGAAGCCUAGGAGAUCCUGCUCCGAUGCCACUGCCUUCUCCAAAACAAACGCCAACUGGAUCGCCCCGACACCAACCUGGAGGAAGUGGUCAGCAGCAGCAGCAGCGAGGAGCUCCUCUGCCUGUAACAACACCCCAGCAACCUGAAAUGUCUGCUCCUCAAGAGAGGCAACUUCCACAUCUCAGGACUUCGGCAGAACAAAGCAAAUUACCAACCGGUCCCCAAGAAAAAAAGCCUCCGGCUUCAUCCGAAGGAAAGCCACUGCCCAAACUUUCCAAAGAGGCUCCCAAAGCUUCUGAAAGUUCAUUGCCAAAGGGGAGAACUAUGGCUACAAAGCCAGAAGCAGAUAUCAAAGACAGCACAGCCAUGUCGGAGUCUCAGAAAAGUAGAGAGCAGGAGGAAUCCAGUAAGCCUUAUCCCUCAGACCUGUCUCGUAGUCCCCAAAGCUUGAGUGACACUGGCUAUUCAUCUGACGGGAUCUCCAGCUCUCAGAGUGAAAUCACAGGCUUAGUGCAGCAAGAAGGAGAACAGUUAAAUGAAACCGGAAUUGUAGAGCCCAGCCCUCCGAGUCCUUCUGAACUCACAAAACUGGAAAGCAGCAUGCGCCCUCUACUGGAGUCAAAGGGCUUGGCUCAACCGCCAGCUGAAAAGGGGAAAACAUACCAUGAAUUACGAGAGGAACAGAGGCAGAGGCAGAGACCACGGUCCCUUUCUAUUACCCCAGAAGCCUUUGAUUCUGAUGAGGAGCUAGAAGACAUAAUGGAAGAAGAUGAAGACUCUAUAGAAUGGGAAAACCAGAGGGAACAGAGGGAUAGCAUGGAGUCUUCAGAUGACUUUGGCAGUAGGCUUCGCCAUGACUAUGUAGAGGACAGCAGUGAAGGAGGGUUCUCCCCAUCACCUGGUAGACAGAAAGUCAAAGAGAAGGAGAUGACUGACGAAGAGUUCAUGAGGAGGCAGCUCCUGGAGAUGAGCGCAGAAGAAGAUAACUUGGAGGAGGAGGAGGAAGAAUAUGAUCGUGACAAAUACAGUGUUACAAAAAGUGGGCACAAGCCAGACUCUGAAAAAAGCAGAGAGGCUACCUCAUCCAAGAGGCGCUUGCCCCACAGCUCUGGGAGCAUAUAUGAAGAGGAAAGAAAAGAGCUGGGGAGUACAGAGAGUGAUGACAUGACUGCAUCUCAGGGAGGUUUGCGACGGUUCAAGACCAUCGAAUUAAACAGCACUAACAACUAUGGCCGAGACAUGGAGAUUAGCCAAGAGGCAGACAUCAGCCUAGACAGAGAACCUGAACUGGAAAUGGAGAGUCUAACUGGCUCCCCAGAAGACAGAUCGAGAGGUGAAUAUUCCUCUACCUUGCCAGCCACAACACCCAGCUACACAUCAGGAACUUCCCCCACCUCCAUCUCUUCCCUGGAAGAGGAUAGUGAUAGCAGCCCUAGCCGCAGGCAGAGGCUAGAAGAAGUUAAGCAGCAGAGGAAAGCCCGGCAUCGCUCCCAUGGCCCUCUGCUGCCAACCAUAGAAGACUCAUCAGAGGAAGAGGAGCUGCGUGAGGAAGAGGAACUCCUGCGGGAGCAGGAAAAAAUGCGAGAGGUGGAACAACAGCGUAUCCGAAGUACUGCCCGCAAAACAAAGAGAGACAAAGAAGAGCUGAGGGCUCAGAGGAGGAGAGAGAGAUCCAAAACCCCACCCAGCAAUCUGUCCCCGAUUGAAGAUGCUUCCCCUACCGAGGAACUGCGGCAGGCUGCAGAGAUGGAGGAGCUCCACAGGUCUUCCUGUUCAGAAUACUCGCCCUCUGUUGACUCAGAAGCAGAAGGGUUUGAUGUCAUUUCCUCUAAGCUGUACAAGUCCGGCAGUGAGUACAAUCUUCCAACAUUUAUGUCCCUCUAUUCUCCCACAGAAAAAAUGGCGAGCUCUGCUUACCCCUCCAGCAAGCCCCUGAAAAGUGCUGAAGAAGCAUAUGAAGAGAUGAUGAGAAAGGCAGAAAUGUUCCAAAAGCAGCAACCAUCCCAACAAAGUGUUUCCUACAGCAGCACCUUCCAACAAGGCUAUCGAAGUUCAGAAGGCCAGAGUAAUUUUGAGUACCAGUAUAUAGACGACUACAGCUAUGAUGGCCGGAACAUGGACUCCUCCCAAGCUGACCAGCAGAAUGAACUUUCCAAAUCUGGGGCAGUUUAUGAAGAAAUUCUUCAGACAUCACAAAAUAUCUCCAGGAUGCACCAGUCCUCUUCUCUAGAUCUGACACUUGAGCAAGAAAUGAAGAAAAAGGGAAGAGAAGACCCCUAUCAGGAGAAGCGGUUUCUGAAUGCAGAAAGUGCAUAUGAAAGUGGCCCACUCACUCCUGGGACCAGUCCUACACAGCUGUCUGCUCCCGUCUCCUUUUCCUCUACAGAAAGCAGUGCAGGCAGAGUAAUCCCUGAUGUCAGGGUCACACAACAUUUUGCAAAAGAGAGUCACGAACACUCAAAACUUCAUAGCUCUGCUACCGCAUCUAGCUCAGUUUCAAAGAGUGUAACAACACCGUAUUCAUAUGCUAAAGGACCUAGCCCAGUCACCACCAUUGUAUCUAGUCCAGCAAGUGCUCCACGAAUCUAUGGCACUCCCACAUCUUUGAGCUGCUCAGAUGUGCCAUCUGUGUCCACCCCGAGCCGAAGUUAUAGUCAAACAAAAGUAACUGCAAGUUACGGCUCCCAAACAGAAAACAUUUCCAGGGUCAAGAGUGUUGCAGAGAUCAGUGGGCCAUCAACAAGAGAGAAACUUCAAAGCAUUACUGACAGUAAAACACCUAAAAUGUACACUUUCUACAAAAGCUCUAGCCCACCACUUUCCCCUUCUUCUCCUACUCAGAGUCCCACUCAUUCUGCUCCAAGAGCUGGGAUGCUAGCCAGUACUGGGGUGGGAACUAAGUCGACAGCUGAAUUUUCUACCCAAACACACAGCACCAUUAUUUCAUAUGAUGUCUCAGCGACUACUUCAGUACCAUCAUCUUCUCCAAUGGUAGCUCAAGGAACACAAACUCCUCACCGUUCUAGCUCCCCUCGCCUAGCAAGACAACAGUCAUCACAAGAAGCCCCAUUUAUGGUCAUCACGUUAGCAUCUGAUGCAGCCAUUCAAACCAAGCCGAUUGGCGCAAGUUCUUCCAUUUCACCAGCCUCAUCUCCGACUCAGCAAGGCCGUCAGCAAACAAUGCAUAGUUAUAGUCAGACAGUAAUCAAUGCAGCACAACUCCAGCAAGAGCAGCUGCAGUCCACUUAUGCAAAGACACAAUCAGUGCUAGAAAGAGCCUCUGCUUAUACUGCUGCAAUGCAGAAAGCACAAAGCCCUGCUGCCGCUGACAGCUUUCCUGGUGCAUAUAGCUGGGGAACACUGCCUGCAGAAAACAUUUCUCUAUGUAGAAUCUCAUCAAUACCUGGGACAUCUAGAGUAGAACCUGGACCCAGGCUACCCAGUAGUAACAUUGUAGACUUGCGGACUGCAAUAAAGUCAGCUCCAAUCAUCAUAACAGACCAAGGGAUGGAUCUCACAUCCCUAGCUACCGAGAGCAGAAAAUAUUGCCUCACUAUGGACGAAUCAUCAAGUCGGCAAUCUACAGCUGUCCAGCCGUUAAUUAUCAAUCUUAAUGCCCAGGAACAGCCUCAUGCAAUCAUUAGCACAGCCACCACUGUCAGCAUAACUGUUGCAUCUUCCAUGCUUGUGUCUCAACCAAAGCAGCCUGCAGUCUAUGGAGAUCCAUUUCAGAACAGGAUGGACUUUGGUCAAGGGACAGGAAGUCCCAUCUGUCUGACACAAAUUAAGCAGGUAGAGCAAGCCGUUCAGACUGGCACCUUCAGAGGAUCUGCAAGUGGCCCUGGCAUGUCUGCUUCCGGGGGCCGGCCAGAUGCUGUAGGCCCACAGCAAGCAAAGUUUGCCCGGUAUAAUUUGCCCAACCAGAUGACAGCCUUGGUGAAGAAAGACACUGUGAUCACACAGACCACUAACGCACAGAAUAUUGUCAGUGCCAUUCCCAGACAAUUUCCUCAGGAUCAAAGCACAGAGGUAUAUAGAGGGAUCCCCAUGGAAUUCAAAACACCGACCCCUGCUGCCACCCUGGCUAGUAAGAAAUCCCAAGUGAUGAUGGUGCAGAUGGAGGAUAUAGCAGCAGGGCCAGUCACAAAACUGAUGAAAGAGGAAUCACCUCCCAGUGCUUUGGAUCUCACAGGGAUGAAGCCUGAAAGCCAAGUAGCAUGCUGUGAUAUAGUGUACAAAUUUCCAUUUGCCGGCAGCUGCACUGGAGCUUUUAACCCUUCUUCAAAGGUGCCAGAGAAAAAUAUUGGGGAUGCAACUCACCCUGGAAAACCUAGUGGCCCAUAUUAUGGAAGCAGAGAACAGGAGGUGUCGGAUACAUAUCCUUAUAAAGAACAAUCAGCGCCAGGGCCUCAUCCAUAUGAAGAGCACAGGUUUUAUCCUCAUGGGGUGUUUGGGAGAUUGUAUUCAUCCAUGUCAGAUACAAACCUUUCUGAAAUGGGCUUGAACUAUUAUCCGGUUAAAGGAGAGCAGCUCUUCCACUCCCUUGCUGGGGAUUCUGCUGUGGAUCUAACCACCAUGAAACAUUCAUACAGCCACAGCUUUACGGAGGGAGGCUACAUGGGACAUGGACUGCAAUAUGGCUCCUUCUCUGAUCUCCGACAGCCCACUGAUUUGCUAAGCCAUUCAUACCCAAUGCGAAGGUACAGCUCAGCCUCAAAUAUUUAUUCAGAUUAUAGAUAUGCACCAAGAGGUGACAUGGCAAAUUUCCAGGAAGCCAGUCUGGCACAUUAUAGUGCAACUACAGCUCGUGAAAUUAGCCGAAUGUGUGCAGCGCUCAACUCCAUGGACCAGUAUGGGGGCAGGCAUACAAAUAGCCCAGAUCUUCUUCAGUAUGGACCUGGUGCUGUUGGUGCUGGACCAGGAGGGACUGGUGCCCUCCCAGCUCAACAGGGUGCCAUGAAAACCAACAUGAUGUAUAACCCAAAUUUUCCAGACUCUCGCCCAGGCUUUGGGAAUCUAGCCCAAUACAAUUUUGCCAGACUUGGAGCUGUCAGACAAGUCCUCCCUUCCACAGCCACUGUGCGUGCUGCUGAUGGCAUGAUUUAUUCAACCAUUAAUACACCAAUAGCAUCAACUGUUCCCAUUACCACCCAGCCAGCUUCUGUGCUACGACCCAUGCUCCGGAGCCUAUACAGACCCUAUGGUCCAGCCGGUAUCACAGCUGUCCCUCUCGCCAGCCUGACCAGAGUGCCUCUAGUAACUCCAAGGAUGCCCCUUGCAGCCCAAGGUCUGUAUCGGUAUCCAGCACCUAGCAGGCUUCCUGCAGCUCCCACAUCAUCAAUGAUUGAAACACCAAUGUAUUUGGGGAAACCUGUAAGCACCACUGCAGCCAGCACAGUUGCCGGUAGUGUGAGCAUAGCACCAGCUUCCAAGCCCUCAGCUCCAACUGCUGUCAGUUUGCAAAGGCCGGAGCAGUCAGGGACUAGCACACGAGAGGAGGGGUCUGUGGCAACAUCCAGGGCACAGAGUACUAUAAGAGACACCAGCCAGACACAGCAACAGCAGCAGCCGCCGCCGCCACCGCCGCCACCUCUCCCAGCAACCCAGAAACAGCAAAGUGAAGCUCCACAGUCCAGCGUUGCCAGCAAAGGAGCCACAGAAAGGGAGGAAAAAGAGAAGGAGGAAGAGAGGCAGAGGAAGCAGCAGGAGCAUAUCCUUCAGAUGGAGAGGGAGAGAGUAGAGCUGGAGAAGCUGAGGCAAAUGAGGCUGCAUGAGGAGCUGGAGAGAGAACGUGUGGAGUUGCAGAGACACAGAGAGAAGGAACAGCUGUUGAUGCACCGUGAGAUCCAAGAGUUACAAUCCAUAAAGCACCAAGUCCUGCAACAGCAACAGGAGGAGCGCCAGGCCCAGUUUGCCUUGCAGCGGGAACAAUUGGCCCAGCAGCGCUUGCAGUUGGAACAGAUCCAGCAUUUGCAGCAACAGCUGCAGCAGCAGUUGGAGGAGCAGAAGAGACAAAAGAGUGCUUUCCCUCCUCCAGUAUGUGAUCCAGCUGGAAGGAUGCCUCCACAGGCUGCCCCUGAGAUAGCCAUGGAAAUGCAAAGGACCCUGGCGCAAAAUGGACAAUUCUGGCCAGCCAUAAACCAAGCCUUCAUAGCGACCGCAGGCCCGGGGCAAGAUGUGCAGCCACAGCCUCGUUAUCCGGGGCUCCAGAGGCCUCUCACCAAUUCAGCUUCUGAAAUGUCCCUGCCAACUGAAGACCAGUGGGAAACCAGUCGAGGAAUAAAGAAACGAAACUCGAUGCCGCGUCUUCGGGAUGCCUACGAGAAGGAACCUGGCCGUGAGCCUUAUAUUGUUAAGAAGAUCACAGACAGCAGUGUACAGACUGAUGAGGAGGACGGGGAGGAGCACUUCUAUGCAUCCCGACGCCGCCGUACCCGUCGCAGCACUGACUGCAGUGUUCAGACAGACGAGGAAGACAAUGGCGAAUGGGAGCAGCCAGUGCGGCGCCGACGUUCCCGCUUCUCCCGGCACUCAGACUCCAGUGCUGAAAGCAAGCAAGACUCUUCCACCAAAGGUGUGGCCAGUAUAGCCAUCCAAACCAUCAGUGACUGCUCUGUGCAAACAGAACCUGACCAACUCCACAGAGUGUCCCCUUCCAUCCAUAUCACCACUCCUGACCCCAAGGUGGAAAUUGUGAAGUAUAUCUCUGCCCCAGAGAAGACUCAACGAGGAGAGAGCCUGGCCUGCCAGACAGAGCCUGAGGUCCAACCCCAGCCAGGCAUCGUAGUCCCUCAGCUCACUGUGCCUACUACAAUUACGCCUUACUCCUCCAACAUCCAAAUUGUAAGCACAGGCCCCUUGGAUCCCCAUUCAGCCCGGCAGCAGGCACUGGCAAAGAAAAAGCCUGACCCCCUUGAAAUUGGCUACCAGUCCCAUUUGCCAACCGAUUCCUUGUCUCAGCUGGUGUCUCGUCAGCCUCCCAAGUCCCCUCAGGUGCUUUAUUCCCCGGUCUCUCCUCUCUCUCCACAUCGGCUGCUGGAGUCAUCCUUCACAACCAGUGAACGGCUCAACAAGGCACAUGUAACUCCACAGAAGCACUUCAUGGCUGACUCCACCCAGCGCCAGCAGACACUACCUCGCCCCAUCAAAACCAUGCAGAGAUCCUUAUCCGACCCCAAGCCCAUCAGCCCAACAUCAGAGGAGGCUGCAAAGGACAGGUUCUCUUUGUAUCAGCAAACUUUACUUCCUGGCAGCCAGAUUUCCUCCCUGCAGUCAAGCACUCUCAUUAGGAAAGUGAAGCGGACCCUGCCUAGUCCUCCGCCAGAAGAAGCUCACCUCCCUCUGGCCAGCCAAGCUCACUCACAGAUGUACAUGCCGGGCCUCAUCCAGAAAGGAGUGCCCGUUCAAGUGACUAAAGCCAGCCUCCUCAAAGAGCUUGACCGUGACUUGAAGCUGGUUGAGCACGAGUCUACUAAGCUGCGGAAAAAACAAGCUGAACUGGAUGAAGAAGAGAAGGAGAUUGAUGCCAAGCUGAAGUACCUGGAACUGGGGAUCCAUCAGAGAAAGGAGUCUUUGCUGAAGGAUAGGAAUGUCCGUGAUUAUCCCUACCUGAGAUGCCUGGGAGAGAACAGGGAUUACAUGUCAGAUAGUGAGCUCAACAACCUUCGCCUUUCUGGCUAUGAAAGUAGCAGUCUUCUCACAAGGCCCAGCACUGCCCCGUCUAACCAAUAUGCAGACUUCUCCAGUACUCAGUACACAUCAGCCUCCUCCUACACUCCCUAUCAGUAUUCCUCAGGACAGGGUGGCCCACCAGCCCCAGCCACGUUCCAGCAAACAAGAUUUCAGCCUCCACACUAUCCCCUAGCAAGCAACGGCCCUGCUCAAAAUGGUUUCCAGGCAAGCCAGAUGCCCUCAUACCCUUCUCAAACGACAUAUCAGACACACAGUUUCACUCCGAGCACUGGCUAUCAGUCCGAACCGGGUUUACAGAGCCAUCAAGGCUUUCGGCCACCUUACCAACCUCCUACCACAUAUUCCAGCCAGACCCCUCUGCAGCCUACCCAAAGCACACUUUUCCAGACCCACACAGAUACUCACACAACCUCCCAGAAACCCCGGCAGACCUCAUUAGCUGACCUAGAGCAAAAGAUCCCCACCAAUUAUGAAGUCAUUAGCAAUCCUACCGUGGUGAUCUCUGCUGCAACCCCAGAAGUGACGUAUAGCUCCACAACAGUGACCACCAGCUAUGACCAGUACAAGACUCCAGAGGGAAGGCCAGCAGACAGGAGUGGUGCAGUGCAGAGUCCCUCUACCAGCUACUCCUCUGAUUCUCUCUACACCAAUCUAGAGCAGAACAUUCCUCGGAACUAUGUAAUGAUCGAUGAUAUCAGCGAGUUGACCAAAGAGAGCACGGCAGGGGAGGGGCAGAAAGGAGAUUUGCAGCCACAAAGCAGCAAUGGACGGCAUAUCAAAGAAAAGAGUGACCUAGCAGAUACAGAUGUCUCCAGUAGACCUUGUUGCUAUUCAAAAGGAGAAGAGGAGUCUGAGGAGGAUAUGUAUGAUCAUCUUGGCUCCGACCACCGGGGGAAAGGUUACCACAGAAGUACAGAGAGCAAUGGGAGGAUGUCAGGCACUUCUGGUUCCUACUAUUAUGGAGACAGUGAUUACAGGCACUCCUCUCGGGUUGAUAAACAUGGGUCCAGUACAGGAAUACAAAAGCAUGCUUCAAAAAAUUUAGCACCAGCUGUCAUCUCUUCCAAACGCAGCAAGCAUCGGAAACAAGGUAUGGAGCAGAAGAUCUCCAAAUUCUCCCCUAUAGAAGAAGCCAAAGAUGUAGAAUCAGACUUGGCCUCCUAUACAGUGACCCCAUCAGUCACCAGUAGCAGUGUGACAUCUAGAGCAAAGAAGCUGCAAGAUGACAUCACUUACGGCCUCAAGAAGAAUGUGUAUGAACAGCAGAAGUACUAUGGAGUGUCCAGCAGGGACAUGAUGGAAGAAGAUGAUAGAGCAUAUAGUGGUGGACGAUCAAGAUCCUCUGGUUAUGUGUCAGACAAAAUGUCUAGCCGUGAGAUCAGGAGUAGGUCCUAUGAGCGUGAAAGCAUGGAGAGGCCUCAGAAAGGAAGCUCCAAGCCUUCCUCCCUUAGUAUGAGUCGCGGGCGACCUCCAAUUCGCACACAAACUUCAGAAGAAGAGAGUCCUAUCAGUCCUUUAGGGAAGUCCAUGGGUGUUUCACGGUCUUCAGGUGGACCUCUCCCUCACUCUGCUGGAGAUAGCUGCCCUCAGUUCUGCUCUAGUCACUCAUUGCCUGAUGUACAAGAACAUAUCAAAGAUGUGCCAAGAACUCACUCAUACAAGCAUGAAGAUGGUUACAUCAUGGAUGAUUCACAUUGUGUUGUUUCAGACAGUGAAGCCUAUCACUUGGGUCAGGAGGAGACAGACUGGUUUGAUAAGCCAAGGGAACCUCGUUCAGAGAGGAUGAGGCAUUACGGUGGCCACUCCUCUUCCUCCCAGAAGAGGGCUUCAAUUAAGCACACAUAUCAUGACUACGAUGAACCUCCCGAUGAAGACUUGUGGCAUCAUGAUGACUACUCGCACCCACGCCACUCUUCUUCCAAAGAACACAGGCACCACGGAGACUACGGGAGGCACUCGUCCUCCUCCCGACACUCCACUGAUGAUCUGCCCAGGAGAUCCUCUAGGCAACAUCCAAGAGAUCCAGGCCGCCACGAGUCACGUGGCCAUGGACAGCCCUCUUCCCAGAAGAAAGCUCAGCAAGCGGAUAUGAGAGCACAGCCGGGCUAUCCUUCCUCAGAGUAUUCCCAGCAGUCUCGACAGCCUUCUGGCUACCAUCAUACCUCAGAGUCCCAAAAAUCACAGCGGCAGAUGCAACAUGGGCUGCCAUCACAGCAGCCCAAAUCAGAGCCUGCUUCCCACCAACAGCAACCGCAAACAAGACAGCAGCAAGUAGGGCAACAGCAACAACCGUCAUCUAGGCAACAGCAGCAGCAGCCGCCGCAGCUGCAGCAGCAGCAACAACAACCACCACCAAGCAGGCAGCCUCAGCAGCAGCAUCCCAUGGCCCCUUCACAGCAGUCUUCUCAGCAACCGCCUCAGCAAGGGAGGACGCAACAGCAACAACAGCCUGGGACUCAAGCCCAGCCCUCUUCGAGGCCAGCCCAACAGCCGUCUGGCCCGUCCCAGCCAGCAGGCAAACCACCGUCAACCCUCCAAGCACAACCCAGCUCUCACCCAACAGGGCCGCCUAAAGUAGAGCAGACAGAUGCAUCCAAGCCUACCACAAAAGUGCCACAGGUGGGGAAAGUACCCCAAACACAGCCCCACGGGACAGCAGCAGGAGGCAUUAAACUGGGCCCCAAGCCUGCAGGAGCAGCCACUUCUGCAGGCGCAACUGCUGGACAGCCAGGAGCAGAGGGAGAAAGUGUCUUCUCAAAAAUUCUGCCAGGAGGAGCAGCAGAACAAGCAGGCAAACUGACUGAAGCUGUUUCGGCUUUUGGGAAGAAAUUCACAUCAUUUUGGUGAGAGAGCACCAUCGGGAGUUUGGGAAUGUAAGUGGAGAUCUCAUCAUUGCACUGGAAAAACCUAUGAAGAAUCCACGGAAUUUAGUCUGCUGCUCCAGACUCUGGGUAUAACACUUUUGAAACCAUGGAAAACAAUAGGCUAUGAGACUGACGGUGAAAGAGAUGUUUAUACAGAUGCCUGCCUAUGGAUCCUGGGAGCAGCUCUUGAGGACAUUUGAGCCACCUGUCACAAAAGGUUUCAGAAAGUCACUGGUUGUCAACUCUGUAGUUUGUAUUGUGUGAGCUCCAAAAGCUGGAGGCAGACUCUUAGUCUAAGAAGAUGUUUACAGAACACGGGCUUGUUGCAACUUGUGACACAGACUGGCCACUUCUUUGAUGCUGGAGGAGAUGUCUGGCGCUCCAGAGACUACCCAUGGCUGUGGUUCCAUUUGUGCCUAGGGUCUAACAUUGGGAGCCAUGGCCCUUUCUUGAGAUUAUACACAGAGUUUCUCUCUUACUGAAUUUUAUCUCUAGACUCUUCAUAGGUUUUUCCCACUUUCCAAGACGUGCUUAAGUUGAGGGCUGGGAGCUAGAUGCUCCAUUCUCCUUCACAUUCCAGUUUGCCCGUCAAUCCCUCCACCUGCACAGUGUUUGUUCCCUCUCAUCAUCCCUGCAAUGGAAAGCAUGGGACGAGGAGAACUUGGACUAGGACCUAACACUGUUUCACUAUUGAGAUAAGAGGCCAUAGGACUCUGAAAGGCAGUGCGAACUGGCUGACUAUUGACUGAAGCAAACGCUGGCCAGGCAUGUCUUAUCAGCCACCCAAAGCCAUCCUGAAGCCAUUCUAAAGCAUUCAAAUGGCAGUGCUUUCCAUUGUUAGUGUUGCGCAUUGUUUUAUGUAUGCCUGGGGAUUAUUUUUAUUUCAAAAACAGCCUUAAUCAUUCCACUUUUAUUUACGUGUAUACCUCAUCAACAACACCCAGCAACUGGGGGUUAAAUUUCUUUUUGUGUGAGGUUCCUUUUUUUCUUUUGCUUUGUUUUUAAACUUUGUAUCAAUUAUUUUCCUCUUUGCUUUGUACUGAGUUAGCAUACGGGCUCUUGUUGGUAGAAGCAAUAGAGUGCAGAAGGCUAUAAAGAGCACAAUCCAGUGUGUUGAGAUCAGGAGAGCUUGCCUCUGCCACCCUCCUUCCUACUACUGUGCAAUUCAAGUCCUUCUUAAGCCAUUACCAGUGGGCAUGCUCAGAAUGAUGGAGGAGCUACCUGGAGCAGAAUAUCGUUGAAUCUGCCAGUAAGGAGCUCUGUGCACUACAAUCCGUGAGAGUCGAACGAAAACCUUGUGAAACAGCUCCUUUUUGUUUUUGUUUUGUUGCUAUAAAGACUCCAGCAAAUGUACAGAUGCUCUGGUUCCCAUUUGUCUGUGCUAUCUGUUUCCUGCCUGUCUCUCGUCCACGCUGAGCAUGCUCAAGAACAACAAUCCAUUGGUGUGACCCAUAGGAGCUUCCAUUCACCAUGGGUGACAGCAAAAUGAUUCUCAUGUCUAAUGUUCUAUGCAAUGAAAUAACAAAUUUUAAAGAACAACUGUUAAUAUUUAAUAAGUUUAAUGUUAUGUAUAAGGAUUUAAUUGCAAAUGUGCUAUUGAGAAACUGGAUAGAUAUCUUUAUAUCGAACACCUGUGUGUAUGAAGUUUUCAAUUAGUGGCAUGCUUGACCCAUUCGAGGGACACUUUUUGCCAAAGGGUAGCCAUAGAGCCGGUGACUGUCUCUGUCUGUUGUAGAGCAUGACUUGCUACUUCUCUGCACGGUUUCAUCUACUUAGAAUGCUUGCCGUUCUUUGCUUGGGAUUAUUUUUUUUUCUCCAGUUGGUUCAUCUUCUCUAUUGAAUGCCAUAAGCAGAUUUAUGCACUUGUUAUUGAAGGCCUGUCAGUGAAACCAUGAUAUGAAAUUAUCCUGCAGAAUGCUAACACCAGAUGUUCUCCACUGAAGUACAUUAACUCUCCAAUCUUUGCCACAUCUUCCCCUGCAGUAGCCAUUAGUUUCCACUUCUAGGGGAUCCUAGGCUUUGCCUAGACCUGAAGCGCAUUCCUCCUGUUCAAAAUUUUAAACCAAAUUCUAUUUUGACAUGAGAGCACGACAGAUUGGGAAGGUGCUCUGAGAACAGAAUGGAACACACUAACAAAUGCUGUAAUGGCCAUUUGAACAGCUCUGCAUCAGUUAGUACAAAAAUACAUCCUAAUUCAAAAAUUGAGGUCCGGCAGGAAUUGGUUUCUUUCCCCACUUGAUGCAGUGUUAAUGAGUAAAGAACUCCUGACUACUGUCCCCCAGCUUGGAGGCUGAGAGCCACUGAGAAGUACAAUUUCAGAAGCUAUAGAUUCCAGAAUAGGGAACAGCCACAUCCACAGUCACUGUACUCAUACUGCUGGUACAGUGGUAGCACUUGGGAUGUGCCCUGCAUGCUGGACUGAUAGAUGUAGAGUGUACCACAAAAAUUAGAAUAAAUCUGCAUACCUUUUUACAUUGAAAGGGGAGGGAAGGAAAGGGCAAGCAUCCAAUGUCUCUGUUAAAUAAUGAGUUCUUGAAAAUGUGGAAGACUUUUGAGGUAGAAUAUAGAUUCAAAGAACCAUUUCUCCUUUUGAUUCUUGCACUUGGCUAAGAUGCUCCAUGCCCACUGUCUACAUCAUAAUGGCACUGGUGCAUCAAGAGAAGCUGCAGAGUCCUGGUUAACAAUGACAUAAAGUUUGGGUGGAUCAUCAUUGGCAUAUAUUGAAAACCCUUGGAGACUUUUGCUUCCACAGAGACCAAAAUAAAGUUCAGUUUUUAAAGGAGAAUCUGUCAGAUGAAUGCAUGGGCCAUUUCACAACAUGAUGCGGUGGCAAACCACUAUACCCAAGAAAGAGCUCUGGUUAAUCGUGGCUUGCUAUCUAGCAUUCACACUUAACAUUUUCAGUGUGCAUUUAACAUUUUUGAAAUACCCUAAAAAGAAAGACCUAUGACACAGCUUCGUGGAAUCCAGGGUUGUGUAAUAUUUAAGCUUGAGUGUUAGAUUCAGUUUAUCAGCUAGUAUGCAAAAUGAAGCAUAAAACAAUAUGGCUUUCCAUUGGCACCAAAGGCUCAGGGCACACACUUCGUGUCUGGGAAGCAGUGACUGGCCUGCUCAUGCAUAUGUCGCUUUAUUGUGCCUGUGGGAAAAGCAGGUAGUUGGUUUUUUUUUUAACUUUGACACCUAGGCAACAAAAGCAAGUGUCUGCCUAAAUAACAUCACAGUUAUCUCCAUGAGCUGCAUGGACUGAGAAGGGAGCCCUGGGUGUACUGAAGCCCAUGUGCUACUUGGACUGCAGAGAUGAUACAAGCACACUCAGUCUCUGACUCAUUCCAGUGCAGACACAGCCUUGGGUGGCACAUGUAAAAGUGCAAAUAGGAAGUCUGUUGGUGGCUGCUGAAAACAGCUUCUCAGUCAAGAUAGACACACUGCCUACAUAACCUUUGCCACAGCCUCCCCUUCCUGCUCUGGUAAUCUGAGCGACCAUAAAGUAUGAACACCCAUAAGCCUUAAUCUAAUCUUUUCUACAAGAGGCAGGUGGACAAGAUAGGGAAGUUCUUGAUUUUUAUGCCAUUUCUUAGAGUAGCCUCUCCACUGUAUUUCACCAGCAUGAAACCUUUCAUUGAAAUAACAGUGUCAUUUGACACAGCAGUUGGUAUAAGCCUUGGAUGAUCAGGGAAGAGAGGAAGACAAAGGUUACACUUUUGAACUCGAGAGUUGUCUCUAAGUAGACUCCCUGUGCUGUUAAACUGAGUGCGUGCCUAGGAAAAGCAUAAUCGCCACUGAAUAACCUAAUUAGGAAGCCUGAGAGCACUUCAUUAUACAGCCUCGUUGGAGCAAAACAUGGAGGCCAGAGCAUGUCAACUCAGUGAUAUUUUCCAUGGGUAAGAAAACACCUUGUCCACUUAAGUGGCAAGUUACCUAUCAUCAACAACCCACUUUUACCACUUGCUCUAUGUGCAUAAUAAUCUUCAUUCACACUAGGCUCACAGCCUCCACAUCAUCAAUUGAGUGCAUGGACUUUUCUGGCAAAGAAUAGAUUGUUAAAAAUUCUGAACAGGAAAGGAAGGAAGAAAAACUACUCCUAAUGGAACUGCAUCCAGUGUGGAAGGUUUAUAUGGCAGGUAUAGUUUCUUGGCAGCUGCUUCAGCUGGAAUGGCAUGUUGAGAGGCUCCCAUCUCCUUCUCUUUGUGCUCUGAAAUGUGGAUCUGCUUCCAUGUGGAGGUGAACAAAGCAUUUAGUGGUGGUGGCUGCAGCUCUCCCCAUUCAUUUGCUUCCUAAACCACAUGGAGUCCCAACAAUAACAAGUGCAUAAUCUGAGGAUGCUUCUUCAGGGCUCUAGGUUGAAUUUGUGUCCCCUACAGGUUUUCUCAACAGUGGCUGCUACAACCUCCCUUCACCCCCUCCAUUGUAAAUAUAUGUACAGUGUGUAAAAAAAAUUAAAUUUAAAAAAUCUCAUACGUUAUGAAAAAAAAAACAGAAAAGAAAACAAUCAAUUCACAAGUCCCUUUUGUGGGGCUCCAUCUAAAUGACCAGCACACCUGCCAACUGUUGCUUUUGUGUACAAAAAAAAUCAACUAAGAAAGCCUGGUGUUUUGUGACUGGCCCCCCUGGACUGUUCCUUUUCUUGCGAAGCAUAGCAGUGUCUUGUAGAGUUAUUGUGGCUGUCACACAACACACUUUCCACACUCUCCUCCUGCCUUCCAUGUAUCUUGAGUUCUCUUUCCUCUUUCUUUCUUUCUUUUUUUUAUUAUUACUUUGGAGGUGGGAGAGGUUCUGUAUAAACAAACAACC